CCCCUCCAGGUUGCACUUGACUCCUGCCAGGAACACCUUCAUUCCCCGGCGGGAAGGCCUGGGCCGCACUCGUCUACGUGCGCCUACGCCCCCUCGUGCGGUGCCGCAGAUCGGGCGAGACCCUCCGGGAAGGGGGCCGAGGCCGGUGCGUGCCGGGAGCUUGGCAGGGCCAGCGAGCACCCGCCUCGGCCUGGGGUCCUAGCCAGAAUUGUCCUGAGGACCUGCCGGAGCUCUCGGGGAGGCCCAAACGGCGCGACGAUACCCCGGAGAGCCCGGCGGGGCUUGCGUAGACGCCACAUUCCGUCGGCCGUAACUCGCACCUCGGCCCCUGCCGAGUGUCCUUGAGGCAGGGACGCCAUCAGUUCAGGGUACAAGAAAUAAGCAGGCGUCUUAAACUCGAGGGCACGUAAGAGAUGAAACACCGGACUUCCUGCGGGAGACUGCGCGCCCCGCUCGUCGUUUCUGCCGGGCUACGCCCCGCCCCGCGCAGGCGCCGAGCCUCCGAGCUCUCCACUCGCCCGUAGACACGCGCGGACGCAGCAAUGGUGGACUCCGAGCUGCAGCUGGUGGCGCGGGGCAUCCGCAGCUUCCCGGACUUCCCCAUCCCGGGCGUGCUGUUCAGGGACAUCUCGCCCCUCUUGAAGGACCCUGACUCCUUCCGCGCUUCCAUCAGUCUCCUGGCGAACCACCUGAAGAAGACCCACGGCGACAAGAUCGACUACAUUGUGGGCCUAGACUCGCGAGGCUUUCUGUUUGGCCCCUCCCUGGCCCAGGAGCUUGGUUUGGGCUUCGUGCUCAUCCGAAAGCGAGGGAAGUUGCCGGGUCCCACCGUGUCUGCCUCCUACACACUGGAAUACGGGAAGGCUGAGCUGGAAAUCCAGAAAGAUGCCCUGGAGCCGGGGCAGAAGGUGGUCAUCGUGGAUGAUCUGCUGGCCACUGGCGGAACCAUGCGCACAGCCUGUGAUCUGCUGGUCCAACUGCGUGCCGAGGUGCUGGAAUGUGUGAGCCUGGUGGAGCUGACCUCGCUGAAGGGCAGGGAGAAGCUAGGGGCCGUGCCCUUUUUUUCCCUCUUGCAGUACGAGUGACCCAGGCACCUUGCCCCACACCAACUGGUAAAAGGAAAGGUCCGGCCUAAGUGGCUAGUGACCUCCACUGGCCGCCAGGGGGCACUGACUGCCCACCUAGGCUUUUUAAAAUUUUUUAUGGUUGAGUGAUUCUCUCCAGUAUCUGGAGCCCUUCCCGCAAAUUCUGGAAGUGAAAAGGGCUGGAGCUGAUGGCCCAGGGAAAAGCCAAGUCCAGCUACUUGACUUUUUACAGUGAAAUGACAUGAAUAAUCAA
Messenger RNA from Rhinolophus ferrumequinum (greater horseshoe bat), 1338 nucleotides. RefSeq names its product adenine phosphoribosyltransferase (gene APRT). Lineage: Eukaryota; Metazoa; Chordata; Mammalia; Chiroptera; Rhinolophidae. Gene Ontology annotation, molecular function: AMP binding; adenine binding; adenine phosphoribosyltransferase activity. The record is from RefSeq and is a predicted model, not a curated record. The transcript is spliced from 5 exons. Gene Ontology annotation, biological process: AMP salvage; adenine salvage. The coding region runs from base 543 to 1085 and encodes 180 amino acids. Gene Ontology annotation, cellular component: cytoplasm.